Molecule: messenger RNA, 2175 nt
Organism: Loa loa (African eye worm)
Lineage: Eukaryota; Metazoa; Nematoda; Chromadorea; Rhabditida; Onchocercidae
Product: CMGC/CDK/CDK8 protein kinase
Exons: 12
Coding region: 1-2076 (691 amino acids)
Biological process (GO): protein phosphorylation
Cellular component (GO): mediator complex; nucleus
Molecular function (GO): ATP binding; RNA polymerase II CTD heptapeptide repeat kinase activity; cyclin-dependent protein serine/threonine kinase activity
Source: RefSeq, a predicted model, not a curated record
AUGGGAUUUCACCUUUUUGACAUUAUUAAAGAAGUCCGUGAUUUUGUGGGACGUGGGAACGUGGAAGCUGAUAUGAUCGAUUAUCAGUUCAAGGAAGAACUUAUAAAAACACGGGAGCGUGUCGAAGAUCUUUACUCUUUUGAGGGCUUUAAGGUCGGGAGAGGAACUUAUGGACACGUCUACAAGGCGCAACCACGGCAUCCAGAGGAGAUCCCAGGAAACGGAGCGAAAGAGUUCGCUUUAAAGCUAAUUGAGGGUCAAGGUUUUUCGAUGUCGGCUUGUCGAGAAAUAGCACUGUUGAGAGAAUUAAAGUUAGUUUUCAGUGUUGAACCACAUUUCCUGAUUUGGAUAGUGACUCUGUUUUGCAUGAUGAUAUUGUUCAGACAUCCAAAUUUAAUCAAAUUACAACGAGUAUUUCUAACGACGGAUCGAAAGGUGUGGUUACUAUUUGAUUAUGCCGAGCACGACUUAUGGCAUAUCAUCAAGUUUCAUCGAGCUGCAAAGCAGAAGAAGCAACCAGUGCUUGUUCCCAAAGGAAUGGUUAAGAGUCUCCUGUAUCAAAUAUUGGAUGGAAUUCAUUAUUUACAUUCAAACUGGAUUUUGCACAGGGAUCUCAAACCUGCGAAUAUCCUAGUAAUGGGCGAGGGUCCUGGUGUGGAACGUGGGAGGGUGAAAAUUGGUGAUAUGGGUUUCGCAAGGAUAUUUCAUAAUCCGUUGAAACCAUUAGCGGAGCUUGAUCCAGUGGUGGUGACAUUCUGGUAUAGAGCGCCGGAACUGCUUCUUGGUGCUAAACAUUACACAAAAGCCAUUGAUAUUUGGGCUAUCGGUUGUAUCUUUGCGGAACUUCUCACUUCUGAGCCCGUAUUUUUUUGUCGAGAGGAAGAUAUCAAAGCUUCAAGUCCUUAUCAUCAGGACCAGCUAAAUCGAAUAUUUACUGUUAUGGGUUAUCCAUCUGAAAAUGACUGGCAGGAUUUAAAGAAAAUGCCAGAAUACCAAAAAUUGACGCAGGAUUUCAAAAGAGCGAAUUACGCGAAUUGCACCUUACAAAGAUAUAUGGAUAAACAUAAAAUUAAAGCUGAUACUCGCUCAUUUUCAUUAUUACAACGCCUUCUUACAAUGGACCCAAUCAAACGAGUUACUGCGCAAGAUGCCAUGGAUGAUCCUUACUUCAAGGAAGAUCCUCGUCCGACUGCGGAUGUUUUCAGCGGUUGCGAUAUCCCAUAUCCAAAGCGGGAGUUUCUUUCGGAUGAAAAUGAUGAUAAGAGUGCUUCAGCAUCGAAACCACAGCAAGUUCAACCUCCGCAACAAAGUCAACAGCAGCCCAUUGGCAUGCAUCCUCAGCAGUCCGUGAUGGAACCCGCAACAAAGAAAAUACGCAUGCAACAAGGGCCUCAAAUUCCAGCUACACAGCAGAUAGAGUCAAUGAUGAAUGCCCCUACAAGUGGAUUGUUUGCUACAAGUGGUGCGCAAGAUUAUCCACCGGUUGGCUCGGGACCAGCAAUUAGCAACAAAGGAGGAAUGUCCUUUGAGCAACACAGUCAACAACAGAUAAUGCAAUCACAGCACAUAAACAAUGGCAUGCAACAGAUAUCUUACGGUCAUCAGCAGCAGCAUCAAGUUAUGAACCAGGCUUCGAAUAUGUAUCAACAGCAGCAGAUAGGUAUGAACCAGCAAAUAAUUGGUCCAUCGCAAGGACAAAUGGCACAGCGAUCAGUGCAAAUGUCCACACAGUCAUCAGUUAUGCAGUCUUAUCAGCAACAAAUGGUGCAACCAGGUAUGCUAAGUGGCCAGCAAAUAAUGGGUAGUGGAAAUGGUAUGUUGGGACAGCAGGGCAGUAUAACAGGACCGGGACCUAUAGGUGGUCCUCAAAAUCAAAUGGGCCCACCUCAGGGACAAAUGGGCCCUCAAGGACCCACAAUCAUGCAACAGAUUCGUCCGCAAAUGUCAUAUGUGGACCAAAACGGGCGAGUAAUACAAGGCGGUGGAAUAAUAAUGCAACCAGGUCAGGAAAUGAUGCCACAGCAGGGUCCUUAUAUGAUACAGCAGCAGUGGCCACAAAUACAACCACGUUAUUAACGGUUAGAAUGAUAUUUAUAGUCAAUUCAAGUUAUUACAAUUCCCUUGUAUUGCUUUAUAUUAUGUGGUCAAUUAGUUAAGAACAUGAAUCAAAUUUUG